Epinephelus lanceolatus (giant grouper) is the source of this 2219-nucleotide messenger RNA. It is a transcript of the gene snrnp70, whose product is annotated as small nuclear ribonucleoprotein 70 (U1). The record is from RefSeq and is a predicted model, not a curated record. Gene Ontology annotation, cellular component: precatalytic spliceosome; U1 snRNP; U2-type prespliceosome. Gene Ontology annotation, biological process: mRNA splicing, via spliceosome. Lineage: Eukaryota; Metazoa; Chordata; Actinopteri; Perciformes; Serranidae. Gene Ontology annotation, molecular function: mRNA binding; U1 snRNA binding.
GCCAUUUUAUUUCUUCAGAACAGAAGCAGCAGGUUGCACACAUUUCACUGUUUUGUCUCCGCACGGCCCGGGCACGUUGAGCAGACCGCCUUAACUAAGUGUUUGUCCGCUUAUGUGAGAGUAAGUUGGUCUAGGGGACCUAUAUGUAUAUGAGGCGCAUCUUGCUUUGGUUCAUGGUCUGACUUUGUGAAAACGGUGAAGGAGAGAAGGUGAAAGAUGACGCAGUUUUUACCCCCGAAUUUGCUGGCCCUCUUUGCACCGCGGGACCCGAUACCCUUCCUGCCUCAGCUGGAGAAGUUGCCCCACGAGAAACAUCACAACCAACCUUACAGUGGCAUUGCUCCGUUCAUCAGACAUUUCGAGGAUCCUAGAGAUGCUCCUCCACCAACAAGAGCCGAGACUAGGGAGGAGCGUCUGGAGAGAAAGAGGCGAGAGAAAAUUGAGAGGAGGCAAGCAGUGGUGGAGACAGAACUCAAGCUAUGGGACCCUCAUAAUGACCCCAAUGCACAAGGAGAUGCCUUCAAGACAUUGUUUGUUGCACGAGUGAACUAUGAUACUACAGAGUCCAAGCUUCGUCGUGAGUUUGAGGUCUAUGGCCCCAUCAAACGGAUUUACAUAGUCUACAACAAGAGGACGGGAAAGCCACGGGGCUAUGCAUUCAUUGAGUAUGAGCAUGAGCGCGAUAUGCACUCUGCCUACAAGCAUGCAGAUGGGAAGAAGAUUGAUGGCAGAAGAGUGCUGGUGGACGUGGAACGAGGACGCACUGUGAAAGGAUGGCACCCUCGUAGGCUAGGUGGUGGAUUGGGUGGCACUAGGAGAGGUGGAGCUGACGUAAACAUUAAGCACUCUGGCCGAGAUGAUGCAUCACGAUAUGAUGAUCGUCCCUUGGGAGGUGAUCGGGACCGUGGAGAGCGGAGGGAGCGCAGCCGGGAGCGCGACCGGGACAAGGACAGAGACCGCAGAAGGUCCCGAUCCCGCGAACGGCGUCGACGUACCCGUUCCCGGGAGCGAGAGAGGGAGAGAGACAGACAGAUUGGAGGGGAGGACAGCAGCAGUAGUAGCCGCCGUCGAGAGCGGGAGAGGGACCGUGGGGGAGCAGCAGGAGACAGCAGAAGUAGGGAGAGGAGUCGAGAACGGAAGAGAAGGAGCAGGAGCCGGGAUCGCAAGAGAGACAGGGAGAGAGGCAAGGGGCUGGAUGGGGAGGAGGUCAGCCAGGGAGACGCCGCCCCCGAGGGUGGGGAGCGGAUGCUGGAGGAACAUGAAGGAGAAGUAGGUGAGGGCAUGGAGGAGCGUAGAGACAGGGACAGAGAAAGGGACAGGGACCGCAGGCGUAGUCACAGGGACAGAGAUAGACGCAGGGGAGACCGGGACAGAGACAGGGAGCACAAGAGGGAGCGGGGGGAGAGAGACAGGGGGGACCGUAGAGAAGAGCGCCACAGCUCCCUACGAGAUGACAUGGGUCCCCAAGAUGACAUGGGCAAUGAGGAUGAAGGAGGAGCGCCGCCACACAUGGAGGAGUAUAGUCAGGAUGGGAUGAUGAUGGACCAGCAGUCAGUGCCAUCGGCCGAUGGCUAUGGCUCCAGUGAAAAUGGCUACAAGGUGGAGGCACCAGGAGACGAAUACUGAGAUGGCCCCUCUCCCAACAGACGCCCACUCAAAUAAGUUGUAUCAUAAUAUAUUUUAACUUUCUGCCAAGGCACAGGAAACCUUAAUGAUGUCGGGGCCUCAGUACCAGACAUCUAGCUAGCUUUCCUCAUGUCUGUCAAAAAUCUGUUGGAAUACUCCACUUAAUAAUGUCGCACGCAUGGUUGAUGCAUAUAAAUGAUUUGAUCUCACUAAAGUUGCAUCUUUCCUGCAUUGCCCAACUAAUCUGUGCCAGUAAAUUUUAACAGAUUAUUUAGUGAUUAAAGCUAGGUAUGUAUUUUUUUUCUUUUCACUUGCUUUGGAUGAACUGUAAAAACACAAACUUCAUUCUUUUUCAGAUGGAUAGAGUGUGUUGUCUUUUGUUUCCAGGUUCAUAAAGUUAGAUUGUGCACUCAUUUGGGAUCAAGCGACAAAUUUCUCCACAAUUUAUUUGAAGUUGAAGGAAAUGUAGUAUUGCGUGAAAAUUGAGGGCUGUUCUGUUUAUUCAUUCUGGAAUCUUUUUUUUUUUAAAUUGUCUGCUGGUUGUAUGUUAGAUUGGCUAGUUCAUUUGAAUAAAGAUGUGACUUAAAGCCAGA